Messenger RNA from Penicillium longicatenatum, 690 nucleotides. RefSeq names its product tRNA (carboxymethyluridine(34)-5-O)-methyltransferase. Gene Ontology annotation, molecular function: S-adenosylmethionine-dependent methyltransferase activity; tRNA binding. Gene Ontology annotation, cellular component: cytoplasm; nucleus. The record is from RefSeq and is a predicted model, not a curated record. The transcript is spliced from 3 exons. The coding region runs from base 1 to 690 and encodes 229 amino acids. NCBI's taxonomy places the organism in Eukaryota, Fungi, Ascomycota, Eurotiomycetes, Eurotiales, Aspergillaceae. Gene Ontology annotation, biological process: tRNA wobble uridine modification.
AUGUCCCACGCUGAGGAUUACGAGCAACAGAACGUGCACGAGGUCUAUCAGCAGAUUGCCCAGCACUUCUCUGCGACCCGUUAUAAGCCAUGGCCGAUUGUGGAACAAUACCUACAGAAUCUCACGCCUGGAUCUAUCGGCCUUGAUGUGGGCUGUGGAAAUGGCAAGAACUUAAUGGUUAAUCGCAAUGUCUUCAUUAUUGCAUCGGAUCGGUCGGAAAAUUUGGCUCGAAUUGCUCUUCAGCAUCAACCCCAUUCAGCCGUGGUGGCUGAUAUUCUCCACCUUCCGCACCGAGAUGGGUACUUUGACUUUGCAAUGUGUAUUGCCGUCGUGCACCAUCUGUCUACCCCGGAGCGGAGGGUGCAGGCCAUCGCUGAGAUUCUGCGAACCGUGAAACGCGGCUCAGAUACGCAACCAGGCGGUACCGUCUUGGUUUAUGCCUGGGCCCUGGAGCAGAAGAAUAGUCGUCGUGGCUGGGAUAAAGGAGACCAGCAAGAUAUCAUGGUUCCUUGGGUUCGGAAGAACCCAUCAGCGCCGGAGGAGUCCCAGACUUUCAACCGGUAUUACCAUCUGUUCGAAGAAGGCGAAUUGGAGCGAGAUAUCGAGAGUGCUGGCGGUCAUGUGGUGACGUCGGGAUAUGAGAAGGAUAAUUGGUGGGCUAUCGCCACUCCCAAAGUCAGCCCAGGAUGA